CGAACAACGCAUUCCGAGCUUGCAGUCAGUCCUCGGGUGGCUGGAGCUUCAGUACACACACGUGCACGGGGCGAGCGGUGCAUGCUGGGAGCAGGACCGGCUCUGGGUUCGACAGUAGUGAUUGACUACUUGGAUUAUUGUUGACAUUUUGAUUUGCUUGAUUGAGCGUGCCAUCAUGUCCGGGGCUCCACAAGACGUCAGCAAACUCACUGAGCUGACUUAUAAGAAUGUGAUGGAACAGUUCAACCCCAGCCUGAGGAACCUGGUCAACCUGGGGAAGAGUUAUGAGAAGUCUGUCACAGGAAUGACCAUCGCAGGAAAGGCCUACUUCGAUGCCAUCACAAAAAUUGGGGAAAAUGCUACCAUGUCUCCGGUGUCCAGGGAACUUGGAAUGGUUCUGAUGGAGAUUGCAGAUGUCCACAAGAAGGUCCAUUUUGAGCUGGAGCAAAAUCUUAAGAGAUUUCACAGAGAAGUACUCACUGAGCUGGAGAAGAAGACAGAAAUGGAUGUCAAAUAUAUGAACGCCACAUUCAAGCGCUAUCAAUCGGAACACAAGCUGAAACAGGACUCGCUGGAGCGUUCUCAGACGGACCUGAAGAAGCUGAGGAGGAAAAGCCAGGGCAAAAACGUGUCCAAGUACGAGGUCAAGGAGAACGAGUACAUGGAGACCAUCUCGUCGCGCCAGAUGGACAUGCAGAAGUUCAUUGCCGACGGCUGCAGAGAGGCUCUGCUGGAAGAAAAGCGGCGCUUCUGUUUCCUAGCCGACAAACACUGCAUGUUCUCCUAUCACAUUAGCAACUUCCACGAUAAGGCCAAAGAGAUGCUAAACGAAAAGCUCCCCAGCUGGCAGGAGAUGUGCUGCGACGUUAGCAAGGUUCCGGACACGGUGAAGGUCAUGAUAGACGGACUUUCCACCAAUCAAGGGCAGUCACCGCUUGUGGAACACUACAACAGGAACAGAGUUGAGCCACCUCCUGCACCGCCACUAAAGGCGCAGACCAGUCCACUCGCUAACAUGUUCAACCCAGAACCAAGAUCUCCAAUCACCUCAUCUCCAGAGUAUCACUCAGACCAGGGCAGCCUGGGCGAAGAUGGUCUGUCCCAGUCUACAUCCCGACUGUCGGGUCUCAACAUGUCCAAGAACCCUCGGGUCAGGACCAUCUUUCCACACUCGGCGGGAAACAACGGCACGCUCCUCAGUUUUGACGAGGGCGACGUGAUCGCCUUGCUCAUUCAUGAAGAAAAGGACGGUUGGCUUUACGGCGAGCUGGAGAAGACUCGGCAGCGUGGCUGGUUCCCGUCAUCCUACUGCAGACAUUACAAUGAACCUAUGAUGCUGAACAGCAGCAAUUUGGGGACACCAGUGCGCAGUCCAAGUGUUGCCAGUCUACCCGAGCUGGAGGAGGACGAGCCUGUUUUGCUGCCGCCACCAGACUACUCAGAUGACUUCCCAUCAAGUACGAUGAUCCUGUCGACGCCAUCGCCACAGAACACGGUUUCUCUAGUCAAUGGGACAGCAAAGGCUCCUUUUCUAGGAGGAGGUAAUCCCUUUGCGACCAUCAAGCUGAGACCAACUGUCACAAAUGACCGAUCAGCACCGGUCAUCUAACCACAGAACUGCAAGGUGUUGCCAAAACUGUGCCACAAGUGGACAUCUCACCAGCUUGCGAAAGUCUAUUAAAGGGAUUUUAACAUACAGUGGUGUGAAAAGUGAUUGCCCCCUUCCUGAUUUCUUUUUUUUUUUGUAUGUUCGUCACACUUAAAUGUUUCCGAUAAUCAAAUAAAUUGAAAUAUUAGUCAUUGACAAUACAACUGAACACAAAAUGCAGUUUUUAAAUGAAAGUUUUUAUUAUUAAGGGAGAAAAGCUUUUGGACCCCAGCGCUUCACAGUGAGAGCCAUUAUCCACAAAUGGCGAAAACAUGGACCAGUGGUGAACAGAAGUCACAAAAGACCCCACAAGAACAUCCAAAGAACUGCAGGCCUCACUUGUGUCAGUCAAGGUCAGUGUUCAUGACUGCACCAUAAGAAAGAUACUGGGCAAAAACGGCCUACAUGUUGAACAAAAGAACAUUAGGGCACGUCACAAUUUUGCCAGAAAACAUCUUGAUGAUCCCCAAGACCUUUGGCAAAAUACUCUGUGGUCUGACGAGACAAAAGUUGAACUUUUUGGAAGGUGUGUGUCCCGUUACAUCUGGCGUAAAAGCAUUUCAGAAAAAGAACAUCACACCAACAGUAAAAUAUGGUGGUGGUAGUAUGAUGGUCUGGUGCUGUUUUGCUCCUUUACAAACUGAAAGACUUGUUGUGAUAAAUGGAAGCAUGAAUUCUGCUGUCUACCAAAAAAUCCUGAAGGAGAAUGUCUGGCCAUCUGUUUGUGACCUCAAGCUGAAACCAACUUGGGUUCUGCAGCAGGACAAUGAUCCAAAACACACCAGCAAGUCCACAUUUGAAUGGCUGAAGAUAAACAAAAUGAAGACUUUGGAGUGACCUGAAUCCUAUUGUGUUGCUUUGGCAAGACCUUAAAAAGGGAAAACCCUCUAAUGUGGCUGAAUGACAACAAUUCCUCCACAGAGCUGUAAGAGACUCUUUGCAAGUUCUCGCUUGAUUGCAAUUGUUGCUGCUAAGUGUGGCCCAACCAGUUAUUAGGUUUAGGGGGCAAUCACUUUCUCACAUAGGGCCAUGUAGGUUUAAAAGGUCAUUUAAAAACUGCAUUUGGUGUUCAGUUGUUAUGUCAUUGAAUAAUAUUUAAAUUUGUUUGAUGAUCUGAAACAUUUAAGUGUGACAAACAAAUCAGGAAGGGGGCAAACACCUUUUCACACCACUGUAAGUGUAUUUUACUGUGACACCAUAUGGACACAUUAUACAGUCCAAAACCCCAUUUUUUGCAAAUCCUUGUUAUAUAAAGUGUGCAUCCAGUCUGUGUUCAUGUCAAGUAAUGCAAAAUGUUUCUCAUGAUGAAAACGGUGAAUUUUAUCCACUUUUUAAAAUACGUCAUUCUAGCCCUUUCUCAGCCUACUGAAGUAAAAUUGUAAAAAUUCAAAUACCGUACUGAUUAUCAUCCAGAUCCUCCAGCUAUAGACAUUUUAUUCGAGAUAUCCAUUAUUGGUAUGAACCAAAUUUUGAUCCAAUCCAAAUGUAGGAGAACUAUGAGAAAUAUACUUAAGUCUGUUGUUUUAUUAUAUGUAGAUGAAAAAGGGGGGAGCAUUAAAAUCAUUAAAAAAUGACAAACUCCAACAUGAAAUAAAAGUAUUUUUAGUAUUGUUUGUGCUGCAGUUAUUGCAGUGAUAAAAACAUAUUUAUACAUCAUUGUUUUGAUCUGAUCCUGACAAAAACAACCAGCUCAAUUGUCUUCCUGACUUGCAGAAAAACAAAACGGUCUUUUUUUUUUCUUUUUUUUUUUGAGAUGAUGUGACAAUGAAGGGAGUGUGCAGUGUUAAUAAGAAGGGGUUGCCAUUUGAGAAGCAGCGAAGAUGUUUGUCACUGUCCAAAUAAUAAGGUUUUAUAUUUAUAAGCCAGAUGUUUGUAGAAGAUAUUUAAACACAAUGUGUCCAUUAGUGCUCAUGCUGAGCUUGGUUUUAAGUUGACUGCCAGUACAUUUUGAUGAAGGGAAUUUUUCCACUCCUUGUGAUUUGGCUGUUGUUUUGCAUAGACGUGUGCAAUUUAUGCAAAAAUGUUAAAUUGUUAAGAUGUCGGGUCACUAUUUUAACAUAUACAAAGUAUAUUUUCUGAGGACUUUUUUUGACAUGUAUUUUUUGCUUUACAGAAUGUUUAAUGUAUGAUGAAGUGAUCAUACUGACAGUUAUUCCUCAGUGCCUCUUUCAGUGUACCUUGCCGUUGUAGUCAAUGUAGCCUUUUUUCCUCAAUAAAACAUGAACGUGUACAUAUUUGAUGUAUCAGUCAGUGC
This is a messenger RNA of Dunckerocampus dactyliophorus (ringed pipefish), 3902 nucleotides long. It is a transcript of the gene baiap2l1a, whose product is annotated as BAR/IMD domain containing adaptor protein 2 like 1a. Gene Ontology annotation, biological process: positive regulation of actin filament polymerization; plasma membrane organization; actin filament bundle assembly. Bases 176 to 1609 code for a protein of 477 amino acids. Gene Ontology annotation, cellular component: cytosol; nucleoplasm. The record is from RefSeq and is a predicted model, not a curated record. Gene Ontology annotation, molecular function: protein binding. The transcript has 14 exons. NCBI's taxonomy places the organism in Eukaryota, Metazoa, Chordata, Actinopteri, Syngnathiformes, Syngnathidae.